Anopheles stephensi (Asian malaria mosquito) is the source of this 605-nucleotide messenger RNA. RefSeq names its product chymotrypsin-elastase inhibitor ixodidin-like. The transcript has 2 exons. NCBI's taxonomy places the organism in Eukaryota, Metazoa, Arthropoda, Insecta, Diptera, Culicidae. The record is from RefSeq and is a predicted model, not a curated record. Bases 243 to 533 code for a protein of 96 amino acids.
GCGUUACAUUGUAGUUCGAAUGAACGAUGCGUCACCGCAAUCGUGAGGGAACGAUAGAGUGUGAAACAAUUUCUUUCACGUGCCGCAUAGCUCACAAAGAAGCCGAGCUGGCAUUUUAUGCGUGAACUUGCCAUAUUUAUAAGACUAGACGCCAGCGCUGCUGCUUCAGUGUCGCAUGCACAUCAGCACUUUACGCGAGUUUAUUUUUCCAAACAGCGGCAAAAACAGUAGAAACCCAAACCAUGCACCUUAGUACUGUAGUUGUUGCUAUGGUAGCGGUGCUGCUAACCGUCUCGGUACCAUCGAACGAUGCAGCAGCUUCCUGUCCAGUGCAUCCACCGGCGUGUGGUGAGAAUCAAGUAUACAAGCAGUGUGGUACGGCCUGUCCGGCAACGUGCGACAACAUGGACACGGUUCAAGGCUGCACCAAGCAGUGUGUGGCGGGUUGCUUCUGCGUGGACGGCUAUGUGCUGAACGAUAAGGGACAGUGCAUUCCCAAAUGUUUGUGUCCGAAGCAAUACAAUACGUACUAGGGGGGGGAAGCAAACUCAAGAUUGUUCUGAGCAGUUUUUGAAUAAAAACGAUUCUUUGACCGAAAAAUCAAA